Cucurbita pepo subsp. pepo (vegetable marrow) is the source of this 1147-nucleotide messenger RNA. Its product is annotated as isopentenyl-diphosphate Delta-isomerase I. Gene Ontology annotation, cellular component: cytoplasm. Gene Ontology annotation, molecular function: isopentenyl-diphosphate delta-isomerase activity. The record is from RefSeq and is a predicted model, not a curated record. Gene Ontology annotation, biological process: isoprenoid biosynthetic process; isopentenyl diphosphate biosynthetic process. NCBI's taxonomy places the organism in Eukaryota, Viridiplantae, Streptophyta, Magnoliopsida, Cucurbitales, Cucurbitaceae.
UGAGUCGCGACGUGAGACAGCGGGGCCGUUGUUCACACCACCUCCGAUCUUCUUCAAAAGGCGAUUUGCAGGUCAUUUGAUCCUCAAAUGGUGGAUUCCCCAAUUCCCCAAUGUUUCUAAUAACCUCUCACCUCCUCAAAACCCCUCUCUCUUUCCCCCCUCCCAUUUCCUUCUCUUCCAAAUGUCGUUUCGCUUCUUCUGUUUCCUCCCCUCGCCCCCUCUUCGCUAGGGUCUCCCGCUGCUCUCUCUCCACCAACACCACCAUGGAUUCCGCUGCUGAUGCUUCCAUGGAUGCCGUCCAGCGGCGCCUUAUGUUCGAUGACGAAUGCAUUUUGGUGGAUGAAAGUGAUAAUAUUGUUGGUCACGAUUCUAAAUAUAAUUGUCACUUGAUGGAUAAUAUUGAGUCAAACAAAGCACUCCAUAGAGCCUUCAGUGUCUUCUUAUUUAACAAUAAAUUUGAGUUGCUUCUUCAGCAACGUUCUGCGACAAAAGUAACAUUCCCUCUUGUUUGGACGAACACCUGCUGCAGCCAUCCAUUGUACAGAGAAUCAGAGCUUAUUGAGGAGGAUGCACUUGGAGUAAGGAAUGCUGCACAGAGAAAACUUUUUGAUGAACUUGGCAUUGCUGCUGAAGACGUACCAGUCGAUCAAUUCACAUCCAUUGGUCGCAUUCUCUAUAAGGCUCCAUCUGAUGGAAAAUGGGGAGAGCAUGAGCUCGAUUAUCUCCUAUUCGUUGUUCGGAAUGUCCAUGUGAAUCCAAACCCAGACGAAGUGGCGGAUAUCAAAUAUGUGAACCAGGAACAGUUGAAAGAACUGGUGAGGAAAGCAGAUUCUGGAGAGGGUGGACUGAAGCUCUCACCUUGGUUCAGGCUAGUUGUGAACAGCUUCUUGUAUAAAUGGUGGGAUCAUCUUCAGAAAGGAACUCUCAAUGAAGUUGUUGACAUGAAAACCAUUCACAAGCUUACCUGAAACCAUUCACUGUGUGUGGUUAUUAUGCUUUAGGAACAAAGAUGAGUUCAAUAAUUGGGAUAUCGACACAGGUAGACUAUUUAUGUAACAUUUUUCUUACCAAAAUGCUUGAAAUUUUAGAAAUUCAUAGACUUUGGUCCACAAGUGACCUGAAUUUACGAUCAUACGCGACUUGAUCU